Malurus melanocephalus (red-backed fairy wren) is the source of this 2199-nucleotide messenger RNA. RefSeq names its product YY1 associated factor 2 (gene YAF2). The record is from RefSeq and is a predicted model, not a curated record. Gene Ontology annotation, biological process: positive regulation of DNA-templated transcription. The transcript has 4 exons. The coding region runs from base 209 to 751 and encodes 180 amino acids. Gene Ontology annotation, cellular component: nucleus. Gene Ontology annotation, molecular function: DNA binding; transcription coregulator activity. NCBI's taxonomy places the organism in Eukaryota, Metazoa, Chordata, Aves, Passeriformes, Maluridae.
CCGCUGGUUGGCGGCGGGGGGACACGUGAGCGGGGAGGCGGCGGCGGCAGCGGCGGCAGCGGGAGUUUCCCCGACAGCUGGAGGUUGCGGCGGCGGCUCCUCCUCCCCGGGUCCCCGCUGGAGCCCAGAGACCCCCCGCGCUCCUCCUUAUUGACAAACGCACAAAGGGCCGCGCCGGGGCCGGGCCGGGGACGCGUCUGGAGCCGGCAUGGGAGACAAGAAGAGCCCGACCAGGCCGAAGCGGCAGCCGAAACCCUCCUCGGACGAGGGGUACUGGGACUGCAGCGUCUGCACCUUCCGCAACAGCGCCGAGGCCUUCAAGUGCUUGAUGUGCGACGUGAGGAAGGGCACCUCCACACGGAAACCUCGACCUGUCUCUCAGCUGGUUGCACAACAGGUUCCUCAGCAAUUUGUGCCCCCUACACAAUCAAAAAAAGAGAAAAAAGACAAAGUAGAAAAGGAAAAAAGUGAAAAGGAAACGACAAGCAAAAAGAACAGUCAUAAGAAAACCAGGCCAAGGUUGAAAAAUGUGGAUCGAAGUAGCGCUCAGCAUUUGGAAGUUACCGUUGGAGAUCUGACAGUCAUAAUUACAGACUUUAAGGAGAAAACUAAGUCACCACCUACUUCCAGUGCUGCUUCUGCAGAUCAACACAGUCAGAGUGGUUCUAGCUCUGACAACACAGAGAGGGGAAUGUCCAGGUCAUCUUCACCCAGAGGAGAAGCAUCAUCACUGAAUGGAGAAUCUCAUUAAAGUUUAUUUCCUCCAGUUUCUUUAAUCUCUUCAAAACAUGCAAAUACAUAACUUCUGUCACCUGUUACCACAUUUUCAUGACAGAUUAGUCAUGCAUAAUUGAUAUGUUGAUGAGGAUAUAAUGCAGUUUAAAAUAAAAAAAAAAAAAGUAAAAAAGUGCAGUGGUAGAAGCAAGUAACAAUAUGAAGCUGAGUCAAGGAAGGCUUAGAUACCACAAAAGGUUUCUCACCUAGAGGGAGUUUGAGCACUGGAACAAGCUUCCCAGGGGAGUGGUCACAGCACCAAGCCUGACAGAGUUCAAAYACUGUUCGGACAACACUCUCAGGCACGUGGUGUAACUCUUGGGGAUGUCCUGUGCCRGGCCAGGAUUUGGACUCAAUGGUCCUUCUGGAUCCCUUCYAACUCAGCUUAUUCUGUGAUUCUGUAAGAAUUUAAAUUCAAUCUACAAAUGCUUAUGAAGCAUCUUCCGACCAACGUUUUAAUCUUCAUGUGUAAGAGUGCCAUGAAAAUGUGGUUUGAAUGUUCAUUAUGCAGUGUUAUUGGUAUGUCCAUUUUCACUUUUAGUUUAGUGAAUUCUAACACAACUCUUGGAGUCUCUACUAUUGGCAUGUACUGAAUUUAAAUUUUCAUAACAUAGUUCAAGCUGCCUAAAUAUGUAUUAUUUGAGAAUUGUGAARCAUAGUUAUAUGUAUGCAAGUCAAAGAUCAACUUAAUCAACUAUUGCUGCAACAGAAUUUUCAUAAUAAUUAUCUUCUUAAAAACACCUGCUGGUACUUGGUGUGGUUAAAUAGGAAAAAUGUUAUUAAAGAAAACAUUUGUAUGGAUUUUUGCCAAUGUUUAACACAUUUUACUAGAUUACUGUUACUGAAUUAUGUUGAUGGUUUUACCAAUAUUUUUUGACACUUAAAACACUUAUUGUAAUGUUUACAAGCAAAAUAGAAAACACGUUCUAAGCAUUGAUUAGUUAACUUUGCAAUUCAGGUAAAGUACUGCAUUGUCGCUGUACACUGGUAUUCUGUGUUGUGUAACAAAUACUGAACCUCGUGAUGCAUUUGGCAAAAACUAUUUGGAAAUAUAGAAGUUUAGAAAAGCUUUAAAAAGAACAGAACUGCAGUUCUCAUUUCUGCUUAGUGCUGUUUUCUUGCCCCAGAUUUCUCUAGUGUCAUAUAGUCACUUACAAUUUCAGUACAGGAAUAUCAGAUGUUGCACAAGAAUAAGGAAAUAACAGUUCUAUUUUUUUUUUUGGUUCCUGAAUCAAGUUCUUUGAUGUUGAUUGGCCUAUUAGAAUAUAUUAUGUCAUAAAUAAUUUGAAAAAGACUCAGUAUCCUAUUUUAUGGCAUAAACUGUCAACAUUUAUGCACUUAGCAAUAUACUGAUACAGAGCAGAACUAUUUACAAUACCAUCUGGUAUUAUGUAAAAUUACCAAUAAAAUAUUUUUGUGAAUACA